CCUUCACGCCCAGAUCAGGGACAAACAGAUGAGCCUCAGCCAUCUCGAGUCGGAGCAACGUCGCUACCUCGCUACCUCGCCUCGCUCUCAUCUCGUCUUCCGACGGUUCUCCCGCAAUCUCUCCUUCCUUCGAGAUGGGCUCAACCUCACCACCUGCCAUGCUCACAUCGCCUGCCUGCUAGCAUACGCUCACGCCUACGCUUCCUCGUGCCCGCCAUGCCCUCGCCCUUGACACUCAUCGGUGCAUCGAGGGCUGCGCCCAUCGUGGCAAGGGACUUUGCCGAGUCCCCUACCACGCCCACGCCGCAAGCAGACGAACUCGAUGGUGGCGAUCAUGCAGAGAAGCCCAUUCGUAGCGCAGGCGGCGGAGUUCCCUUGGACCGAAACAGGAGUAUCUCCUUCCACGCUCCUCAGCCCUCAUGGGUAGGCAGACGAAAGAUUCAACGCUCGAGAACGAUGGACUCCAUCGAUUCGACGGUCUCAGACAGCGACUCGAUCUCCACGACGUCCGAGGACGGGCGCUACAGGCCCAAAUUCACUCCAGGCCACCUCCUCUCGCGUCUACGGCGCAGGCAGCAAGAAGAUGGAGCCGACCUCACCGCCGGCGUGGACAGUGAAGCUGCGAUCCUCGACUCUACUCCACCUCCCGCAGUCCUCCACUCGUAUCGCCGCACACCGAUCCUCUCGGGCUGCUUGGCCCCCUUUAGCAUAAUGCUCGAAGUCCCCGGCCUCACCACAAAGUGGUACGUCCGUAAAGGCCCCUUCGGCGAGGCCAUCGAGUAUCGUCGCAACCCUCCCAUCCUCGAGGCCGGACUCGCUAUCAGCAUCAUAUCGGCUGUGGCCGCCAAUGUUUGCUUGAUCCUGCGCUUUACAUCCAUCCUCCGACCACGAAAGGGGACUGCUCUUGCCAUUGGCGGAUUCGUGCUGCACGACGCCAUCAACAUUGCUGCGCUGGUGGCUUUUGGGGUAAUUCAUGCCGUGGAUGACGGAUUUUCUUAUAGUCAGGCGUAUUGGAUGACUCUGGCUUCCACAGCGGCCAGUCUGGCGUGUACCUUCACGCUGCUGGUCGACUAUGCGGGGACCAAGGACUUCAAGGAUGCCGGGAGCGGGUUGACACAAAAGCAGACGCAGUUGGUCAUUGUCAUCAUGAUCCUCCUAGUCUACCUCUCCCUCGGCUCCCUCCUCUACUCGCUCCUCCUCUCCAUUCCCUUCGAGGCAGCCUUGUACUUCACCUGCACAACGACUCUCGCCGUCGGGUUCGGCGAUAUAGUUCCGACGACUGUGGCUGCCAAGAUCUGCCUAUUCUUCUACGCCCCGCUAGGCAUCACCUUGUUCGCCGUCACGAUCUUCAUUGCUAGGGGCACGAUCUUGGAGGAGUUUGAGAAUAGCUAUCGCCGGAGAAGGGAGGAGUUUGGGCGACGCUUGAAGGAGAGGAGGAGGGGGCUUAGGGAGAUUAGAAGGGAGAGACGGAGGGCUGCGAAGGAGAGGAUUGCGGCGAACAAGGCGGGUACGGAGAAGGGAGGGGAGACGGGGAGAGAUACGCCUGUGCGCAGGGGCUCGAUCUUGCCUUGGCGAAGGAGCACGACGCCUACUCCCAUGGCUACGGCAGAUGAAGGCUACGGUCUGCCUCGCUCUGCCAGCCCUAUGUCCGCAAUGGAGAGCCCGACGCGCCUGAAUCACCAUCGCGACACCUCGGACGGCAAGGCCAUCCCGACCAGCCCUACAGACGCGGACGUGGACGCGCCCGCCACGCCUACGACCCCCUCACCAGAAGACGGCGAAGGCGACCCGGUCAAUGUAGCUUUAGCGGCGCACAAGCAUCAAUUGGAAGCCGGCUGGCAGCAAUUCCGCCACGACUUGGCCACGCGCGAACGGACUGAAUUCUGGACAAAGCUCGCCGUAGCCUGGUUCCUCUUCGUCGCCUUCUGGCUCAUAGGUACGGUGGUGUUCCACUUCACCGAGGGGUGGACCCUAUUCGAAGCCUUCUACUUCUGCUUUGUGCUGUUCAGCACUAUUGGAUUUGGGGAUUUCACGCCAAAGAGCGAUGGAGGACGGAGCUUUUUUAUUAUUUGGUCUCUCAUGGGGGUAGGGGUGUUGACUGUGCUGAUUUCGGUGUUUAGUGAUGCUUGGGGGAGUUUGGUGAGUGAGAAUUUGGGAAGGGCGAGGCAGAGGGUGAGGGAGAAGGGCAGGAGGUUGAGGGAGAAGGUGAGGGGGCGGCGAGGAAGGAGUAGGAGUGGCGACAGGCAGGAACACAUGGAGGGGAGGAUGGAUGGGGAGGCCGGCAACUCGACCGCAAUGAGCGACACAGACGAAGGCGGGGAUGUCAGCGACAUUCCUGCCACACCCAUCAUCACCGCCUCUCCUCUCGCCCGUACCAUCACGCCUACGAGCAGCGUCGGCGCAGCACCGUCAUCAGGGGGUAUCCUGCAGUCACCUUCGAAGUCAUUGCCCCAGAACCUGCCGGACAUCAUCGAAGGCGCGCCGCUACAAUCGUCGCCCGCGCCUGCAAGCGCGAGUGGUCUCGAAGCGACUCCCGAGGAGCCUGCACAUACUGAGGACGAAGCAGCAUCAGCCCGGCGUCUAGCGGAGACAGCGCUUCGUCUCCACUCAGCGGCAGUCGAUCACGUUCAAGCACAUCGCGAUGAGACGCUUGGGGCUUUGCGCACCGUCCCAGGCUUUAGGGAGGCGCUGCCCCGGCACUUGUUCGCCGAUGCUCACCACGACGAAAAGGGCGAGAAGGUCUUCCCUCGACGCCGUCAUCGCCAUCGUCAUGCCCUCGGACUCUCGCGGGGCCGAGAAAGCGACGACGAUGACGAUGACGAGGAGGAGGAACGCACGCCACACGACGAUACCUCCGCCUCCAGCUCAGCUCUCGAUCUCGCCCCUCUGCGCUCACUCGUCUCCUCCCUCGAUCCCGCUGCUCGGCAGUCCGAGCCCGAUCGCCAUCGCAAUCGCGACCCCCACGAGGAUACGGAAGCGGCUUUCAAGCAUACAUCUCGCCUGUUGAUUUUCCUUGAGCUCGAGCAGGCCACUCGCGAUGUACUCAGGGAUGUGCAUGGGCUGGCAGGGAGGAUUAGGGAGUUGAGGGGGGAGAAUGAGAGGUUGAAGCGCGCCCAGAUUGGGGAUGGAGAUGGGGAUAAGUAGAGGGAGGGAGAGGCAGAGCAGCUCGUCUGCGGAUACCGCUGCGCUCGUGUACAAUACCUAGAGGCCUCAUCUAAUUGAUCGUCGUCGUCGUC
Molecule: messenger RNA, 3236 nt
Organism: Jaminaea rosea
Lineage: Eukaryota; Fungi; Basidiomycota; Exobasidiomycetes; Microstromatales
Product: voltage-gated potassium channel
Exons: 2
Coding region: 217-3144 (975 amino acids)
Biological process (GO): stabilization of membrane potential; potassium ion transmembrane transport
Cellular component (GO): membrane
Molecular function (GO): potassium ion leak channel activity
Source: RefSeq, a predicted model, not a curated record